Molecule: messenger RNA, 3099 nt
Organism: Kogia breviceps (pygmy sperm whale)
Lineage: Eukaryota; Metazoa; Chordata; Mammalia; Artiodactyla; Physeteridae
Gene: C3AR1
Product: complement C3a receptor 1
Biological process (GO): chemotaxis; phospholipase C-activating G protein-coupled receptor signaling pathway; positive regulation of cytosolic calcium ion concentration
Cellular component (GO): plasma membrane
Molecular function (GO): complement component C5a receptor activity; complement component C3a receptor activity; G protein-coupled receptor activity
Source: RefSeq, a predicted model, not a curated record
GGGUGACAUUGUUCUUCAGUUUGUGCUCUUACUUUGUUUUAUUAUAACUGUGCAUAAUUAGGCAGCUAUACUAUAGGGAGUAGAGAGUGUGUCAAAUCUACAUCCUUGAGGGCUAUGGGUUAGAAUCUGAUUCAACAGAAAGGAUGUAACUUAACAAUGUUAAGGGAACAUUCUGUAAAUUAUUUGCUAAGAGUCCAAGAUGGGAGAAUAGUUUUGAUACGAUAGGCAACUGGAAGCCGCAUUCGUUUUUUGACAUAAUAACUGCUAACAUUUAUUGAAUGCUUAUGUGCCAGCAGUGUCAUAAGUGCUUUGCAUGUAUUAAUUUAUUUACUUCUAGCAGUCCUAUAGAGUGGGUACAAUGAAUAUUCCCCAACUGUCAUUGCCCAGCCAGGAAAACAGAAACCAUUGUAGGUAUUUCAAACAAGGUAUUCAAUACAAGGACUUGGUUGCAAAAGUUGGAAGGACUAGAGGAAUAAAGGGGGAGAAGAUAAUAUAACUUCAGGAAGGUACUUCCCUAAAAUUGGAAGAGAAAUUCUCACAGAGAUGUAGCUGCUGCUGAAACCAGUAAUCCUGCCAGAGCCCACAGUUGCCAGCAGCUGCCAAGGUCACACCUGCCAUCUCUGUUACAGAAACCCACCAGAGUUGUCUGCUGCUGAAGGAGUCAGAAAAUAAAUGAUCCCCCUUUCAAUCUCUCUCUUUUCUAUUUUAAUAUUUUUAAUGUUUAUUCUAUUUUAUGGUUUUGUUCUUUUAUUUUUAAAACAUAUUUGCAAACUCUGCACAAACUAAAUGUCCAUCGAUGGAGGAAUGGAUAAAGAAGAUGUGGUACAUAUAUACAAUGGAAUAUUACUCAGCCAUAAAAAAUAAUGACAUAAGGCCAUUUGCAGCGACAUGGAUGGACCUUGAGAUUGUCAUACUGAGUGAGUUUAGCAAUGGAGUCUUUCUCUGCUGAGACCAAUUCAACUGACCUACCGUCACAGCCCUGGGAUGAACCCCAGGUAAUUCUCUCCAUGGUCAUUCUCAGUUUCACUUUCCUACUGGGGUUGCCAGGCAACGGGCUGGUGCUGUGGGUGGCUGGCCUAAAGAUGCAACGGAGCGUGAGCACAGUUUGGUUUCUCCAUCUCACCUUGGCUGACUUUCUCUGCUGCCUCUCCCUGCCCUUCUCCCUGGCUCACUUGGCUCUCCAAGGACACUGGCCCUACGGCUGGUUCCUAUGCAAGCUCAUCUCCUCCAUCAUUGUCCUCAACAUGUUUGCCAGCGUCUUCCUGCUGACCGCCAUUAGCCUGGACCGCUGUCUUUUGGUACUCAAGCCAGUCUGGUGCCAGAACCAUCGCAACGUGGGGACAGCCUUCACUAUCUGUGGGUGUAUCUGGGUGGUGGCUUUUGCAAUGUGCACACCUGUGUUCAUAUACCGGGAAACGUUCACUAUAGACAACCAUAGUAUGUGUGGCUACAAUUUUGGCCUCUACAGAUCAUUAGAUUAUUCAGACUUCAACUUUGAUCUACUGGAAAACGGGUCUCUUGACAACUCCAUUGUUGAGCUGCCUGAAGAAACGGACGAUAGGUUAGAUUCUUUCUCUCAACAAACAAAUGACUCGCCCUGGGCAGCCACCGCUGGCCUCCGUUCUCACAUAUUUCAAAGAACUUCUGGACAUUCACUCCCGACGGCUUCAGCUAGAUUAUCUGUUCAACAUCCAUAUUAUAAUGUAUUUAAACCAGCUGAUGAGUUCUCAGCUACAAUCGCCAGUGAUUUUCCCAUCGACGAUCACAGAACUAACCCACUGGAGAGCUCUGAUGCUCCUCUUCCUGCCGAUUUAGACCUUUUCUCUAGUGCCUCCGGCAACUCCUCAUACACAUCGGAGCUAUUGGAAGAUUUCCAGGAUGAUGAUUUAGGCCAAUUUGCAUAUGGCCAUCAAGUGCCAACACCCCAGGUAGCAAUAACCAUCACUAGGCUAGUGCUGGGUUUCCUGUUACCCUUCAUCCUCAUGGUGGCCUGUUACAGCCUCAUUAUCUUCCGAAUGCGUCGGAGCCGCUUCACCAAGUCUCGGAGCAAAACCUUGAGAGUGGCUAUGGUGGUGGUGGCUGUCUUCCUUGUCUGCUGGGCUCCAUACCACAUUGUUGGGGUCCUCUUACUGUUUAUUGACCCAGAAACUCCCUUUGGGGAAGCGCUGUUGUCCUGGGACCACGUGUCUCUUGCUUUAGCAUCUGCCAAUAGUUGCUUCAAUCCCUUCGUCUACGCCCUUCUGGGGAAAGAUUUUAGGAAAAAAGCAAAACAGUCCGUGCAGGGAAUUCUGGAGGCAGCUUUCAGUGAGGACCUGACACACUCCACCAGCUGCCCCCCAAACAGAGUCUCUUUGGAAAACAACAGUAUCAGCACAGCUGUGUGAGACUAUGGAGCAGGUGACCCAGGCAGAGGCUCUCAGGCAUUCCCCCAGCGCAUCGUAUUUCUAAAGAGACGGCAGAUGGGGAGCAGGGGAUUUCAGAAACGGUCAGAAAAUCAAUCCAGAGGGUCUUAAAGUGUGGCCCCAGACUAGUGGCAUCGGUAUCACCUGGAAAGUUGAUAGAAAUACAAAUUCUCCAGCCCCACCAGAGACUUGCUGAAUCAGUCUCUGGGGGUGGGGCUCAGACAGUGUUUUCAAAGCUCCCUUGUUUUGGAUGAAUGCUCAAUUUGGGAAGCAUUGUAAAAAUUAGUCUAUUUCUAUCUCAAACAAAGCCACGUGAAAUAAAUGCGAAGGCAAUCUCCUUUAAAAUGUUUCCAUCAUUAAAUUUCUUUCUAAUUUCCUUCCAGAUUCAAGUUAAAACCAUUUCUCCUAGUCCUACCUGAGUGAAAGGUGAUCAUUUAUUCUAUGGUUUUGUUGUGAUGGUGGUGGUGAUAGUUUUAAAUGAAAAAAAAAAAAAAAAAAGGUGCAAAAAGAAAGUCCAUAAAGACAAGGAGUUAUGAGUCUGAGUCUGGAGCAGAGUACAAUGCCAGAUGCCUGCAACUUGGAAUACUCCUGGAUACAGGAUGUAGGAAUUCUGAGUUUCCAUUAUUACAACUAAAUAAGCAUCUAUUGUGUAAAGACAGACUACUUAGGCAUCUAAAGACUUUCUCAUGAAACAGUA